Molecule: messenger RNA, 1834 nt
Organism: Sesamum indicum (sesame)
Lineage: Eukaryota; Viridiplantae; Streptophyta; Magnoliopsida; Lamiales; Pedaliaceae
Product: 1-acyl-sn-glycerol-3-phosphate acyltransferase 2
Cellular component (GO): endomembrane system
Molecular function (GO): 1-acylglycerol-3-phosphate O-acyltransferase activity
Source: RefSeq, a predicted model, not a curated record
AUUCGGACAAACGAUCAUCUUGCCAGCCACCCCUCCUCUCUCUCUCUCAGAAACAAACACAGAUUCAUUUCGAUUUGCCCUCGUCAAUGAAAGAGCAAUAAACAUCUCAACAAAAGAUUUUUCAAACGCAGAAAUCUUCCAUCUACGACAAGGAUUAUAACUCAAAUCUUUAGUAUAAAGUUGGUGUGCAUGUGGGCUCUGCAAUGGCGAUCGCCGCCGCGGUGUUUCUCCCUUUAGGAAUCCUCUUCCUUUUAUCGGGCUUCAUUGUUAACCUCAUUCAGGCUGUUCUCUUUGUCCUUAUUCGUCCAGUGUCGAAAAGUGCUUACAGAAGGAUCAACAAAGAAAUAAUCGAACUACUAUGGUUGGAGCUUAUCUGGCUUUUCGACUGGUGGGCAAACAUCAAGGUUGAGCUAUUUGUAGAUCAAGAAACUUUUGACCUCCUAGGUAAAGAACGUGCACUUCUCAUUUGUAACCACAGAAGUGAUAUUGAUUGGCUUGUCGGAUGGGUCUUAGCUCAGCGUGCAGGUUGCCUUGGCAGUUCACUAGCAAUGAUAAAGAAAUCUUCAUUAUUCCUUCCUGUUAUAGGUUGGUCAAUGUGGUUUUCUGAUUAUAUAUUUCUCGAGAGGAGUUGGGCAAAAGAUGAAAACACCCUGAAGUCAGGAUUAGUAGCGCUAAAUGAUUAUCCUUUACCAUUUUGGUUGGCUCUUUUUGUUGAAGGAACUCGAUUUACCCAGGCAAAGCUUGAAGCAGCUCAAGAGUAUGCUGCUUCAGCUGGCUUACCUGUUCCACGGAACGUUCUGAUUCCUCGUACUAAGGGUUUUGUUGCAGCAGUAACUCAUCUGCGAUCAUUUGUUCCUGUAAUCUAUAAUAUUACAGUUGCUAUCCCCAAGAAUGAACCCCGACCUACAUUACUGAAAAUUUUCAGGGGGCGAUCUUCUGCGGUACAUGUGCAUAUUGAGCGGCAUAUAAUGCGAGAUUUACCUGAAACGAGUAGCGGGAUUUCACAGUGGUGCAAAGAUAUGUUUGUGGCAAAGGACGCGUUAUUGGAGAGGCAUCUCGCAACAAACACAUUUGGAGAUGAAAUACGCCACGACAUUGGCAGACCAAAGAAAUCUCUUUUGGUUGUCCUUACCUGGUCUUCUAUCCUAAUCUUGGCUAUCAUAAAAGUUCUCGAAUGUUUCCCAUUCUCGUGGGGAGAAAUCGUCUUCUGUGUAGUUUUCUUGGCUCUAGUUACGACCCUCAUGCAAAUACUCAUUGUAUUUUCUCAGUCGGAACAUUCUACUCCUCCGAAGGUAUCAAAACCAGAUCACUUGAGGCAAGUGCUGCUUCAAAGCUGAGUCAAUGUAAAGAACAUUGUACUUGUAUAUCUACUUAUUGUUCUUAAGGCAAGGGAAGACGUUCUUUGUUGGAUCCUCUGCUAAUUCAACAGUUUUGAAUGGAGAAGACAGCAAAUUUGCUGCACCAGACUGUAAUAUGGUAUGGGACCUUUCUCUGCCUUGUGCAUCCUUUUUUCGCUUUUUUGUAGUUAGUUUUCUCUCUUUUUUGCCCCUUGGUUUUGCUAUCAUGUAAGUUAUUGUAAUCUAUGUACUUAGUAAUAUGUGACGUAGCAAAUUUUCCAUCACAUUUGAUAUGAUCACAUAGUGGUGUUAAAUGCAUCCAAAAUAGUCUGUGCCAGUUUGCGUCUCUUUGGCUUUGUUGGACUUUUUACAUUAUCUUAAAUUACGUCAACAUUUGCUAGAAUAGAGUCUGAUUAUACAAACCUCUUAUGUUCUUUACGAAAAUAAAAGUACAUCCUUUCAGGGAUUGUCAGUGUAAUUUACACUAGAGGGUGUAA